Eurypyga helias (sunbittern) is the source of this 1011-nucleotide messenger RNA. Its product is annotated as RNA polymerase II elongation factor ELL2-like. NCBI's taxonomy places the organism in Eukaryota, Metazoa, Chordata, Aves, Eurypygiformes, Eurypygidae. The transcript is spliced from 6 exons. Gene Ontology annotation, biological process: snRNA transcription by RNA polymerase II; positive regulation of transcription elongation by RNA polymerase II. Gene Ontology annotation, molecular function: cis-regulatory region sequence-specific DNA binding. The coding region runs from base 1 to 1011 and encodes 336 amino acids. The record is from RefSeq and is a predicted model, not a curated record. Gene Ontology annotation, cellular component: transcription elongation factor complex.
AUGGUAGACAGGGAUGUGGAGAAGAAAGAAGCUCCUAUAAUCCAAGAGGAAAUGGAACAGCCUUUGAAUUCAGAUGUUAGCAGUCUUGUGGUCAACAAAAAGCAGAGGAUUUCUCGCGUCACCACCCGAAUCCACCCAGCGUCCAACGCCUCCAGUGAGAAAGCCCCUGCUACCCCUCUGCCACCUCUUGCCCCAGUAGCCACCAGUACUACUGCUUCUCCGUGGCUGCUUCCCACAAUCCAUCCCACUUCCAACUCUCCUCACACUGCCAGCUCCAGCUCCCCCAACACUCCUGAGGGAUGGGGGACGCAAGACCUGCCAGUGGACACCUGGAAUCAAAACAUAAGUAACAUCUUUGAGAACCAGCAACAAAAACUUGCCUCUCAGACUCGUGUGGAAACCCCAGUGCCUGCCUCCCAGGUGGAGCGUCCCAAGUGUACAGACAAGAAGCCUGCGGACUUGUACCAAAAGCCCAGGAUGAUAAAAAGGCGUAAGGAGAAGUACAAAAGCAAAAUACAGAAUACUGUGCGUGUGAGUGAGGAGGAGAAAGACCUUAAGAAAGAAGAAACUUCCAAGCUGGAAAACUCCUCCUGUUUGGAUUCACAAGAAGGAGUCAGAGAAACUUGCACUGCCUCCUCAGAUCCUCCUUUAUCAAGUGAACAACCAGACUACUUCAUAAAAUACACACCUAUAGUCUUGCACGAGCAAUGCCAGAGAUACGAGGCUGACUUCAGUGCAGAGUAUGAUGAAUACAGACGCUUGCAUGCUUGGAUGCAGAGUGUCGCUGAGAAAUUCGGGAAGCUUGAUGCACAGCGGAAACUUCUUUCUCCAGGGUCCAGAGAAUAUCAGAUUCUUGAGGAGGAGAUCUUGGAAGAGUAUCACAAGUUAAAGCAGCCUAGCCCCAGCUACUAUGAAAACAAGUACAGAUGCGAGUAUCUCCACAACAAGCUGUUGCAUAUUAAGAGACUCAUACGGGAGUUUGAACAGCGGCAAGCAGGGUCACUGCACUAG